This is a messenger RNA of Aethalodelphis obliquidens (Pacific white-sided dolphin), 1053 nucleotides long. RefSeq names its product SH3 domain binding kinase family member 2 (gene SBK2). The record is from RefSeq and is a predicted model, not a curated record. Lineage: Eukaryota; Metazoa; Chordata; Mammalia; Artiodactyla; Delphinidae. Bases 7 to 1053 code for a protein of 348 amino acids. The transcript has 4 exons. Gene Ontology annotation, biological process: protein phosphorylation. Gene Ontology annotation, molecular function: protein serine/threonine kinase activity; ATP binding.
GAGAAGAUGCCUGGGAAGCCAUCAGAGGAGAAACAGGUGGAGAUGGGGGCUGUGGAGAACGGUGCUGGGGAGGACCUGGGGGGCCUCACGGCAGAGGAGCUGCGGCAGGGCCAGGAAGCGGCCCUGGCACUGGAGGACAUGAUGGCGCUGAGCGCCCAGACCCUGGUCCAGGCCGAGGUGGACGAGCUCUACCAGCAUGUGCGUCCCCUGGGCCAGGGUCGCUUUGGCCGGGUCCUGCUGGUCACCCACCGUCAGAAAGGCACAACCUUUGCCCUGAAGCAGCUCCCGAAGGCCUCCACCACCCUCCGAGGCUUCCUGUAUGAGUUUUGUGUGGGCCUCUCCCUGGGCUCGCACUCGGCCAUCGUGGCGGCCUACGGCAUUGGCGUGGAGUCAGUCGACUCCUACAGCUUCCUGACCGAGCCUGUCCUGCAUGGAGACCUCAUCGCCUUCAUCCAGCCCAAGGUGGGCCUCCUGCAGCCAGCAGCCCAGCGCUGUGCGGCCCAGCUGGCCUCAGCCCUGGAGCACAUCCACUCCCGCGGCCUGGUGUACCGGGACCUCAAGCCGGAGAACGUGCUGGUGUGCGACCCAGCCUGCCGGUGGGUCAAGCUUACCGACUUCGGCCACACGCGGCCCCGCGGGACCCUGCUGCGCCUGGUGGGGCCGCCCAUACCCUACACGGCCCCGGAGCUCUGUGGCCCCCCGCCCCUCCCUGAGGGCCUGCCCAUCCAGCCCGCCCUGGACGCUUGGGCACUGGGCGUCCUGCUCUUCUGCCUUCUCACUGGCUACUUCCCCUGGGACCAGCCCCUGGUGGAGGCCGACCCCUUCUAUGAGGACUACGUCAUCUGGCAGGCCUCAGGCCAGCCCCAGGCCCGUCCUCAGCCCUGGCAUGGCCUGACACCCGUGGCAGAUGCUCUCCUGUGGGGGCUGCUGGACCCUCACCCCCGAAGGAGAAGCCCCGUGAGCUCCAUCCGGGACUACCUGGGGCGGCCCUGGAGGCAGCGGGAGGGGGAGGCCGAGGAGGUGCCCCAGGGGGAGAAGGGGGACCCAGAGUGA